AAAUAAAGAGAAAAUAAGGUAAAAGAAACUCUUCAAAACCGUAGCCUACCUUUUCCUUCUUCCUCUGCUCUCCUUUCUUCUCUCUCUCCCCCUACUUGAUCGGAUUCUCCCGCUAUUGGAAGGAAACCGUAGCCCUAGUCGGUGAAGAAAUCCUACUUUUCUUCUUCUUCUUCUUCUUUUUUCUUCUUCUCUGUGUGUGUGUGUGUGUUUUCUGGCCUUCGAGGAGCACUUUGGUGGCGAGAUUCGGCUUCCGAGUCGUCGUUAUAGUCCAAGAGGAAGGUUAUUCGGGGAUAUCUGGCGUAGGAAAUGGAAGGGGGUGCGGGGGGCUGCAAUCAGCGGUCGCCGGAGGAGGUCUUUAGGGAUUUCCGAGGCCGGCGGGCCGGAAUAGUCAAGGCUCUCACAACUGAUGUGGAAAAGUUCUACCGGCAAUGCGAUCCUGAAAAGGAGAACUUAUGUCUAUAUGGACUGCCUAAUGAGACGUGGGAAGUGAACUUGCCAGCUGAGGAAGUUCCUCCUGAGCUUCCAGAACCUGCAUUAGGCAUUAAUUUUGCUCGGGAUGGAAUGGAUGAAAAGGAUUGGUUGUCGCUAGUUGCAGUUCAUAGUGAUGCAUGGUUGUUGGCUGUUUCCUUUUACUUUGGGGCACGCUUUGGUUUUGAUAAGGAGUCAAGGAAGCGACUCUUCAACAUGAUAAAUGGUCUUCCAACCAUUUAUGAAGUUGUGACAGGAAUCACCAAGAAAGAAUCGAGAGAGAAAAUCCGUAAUAGCAAUGGCAAGAGCAACAAGUCUGGUUCAAAGCCUUCAAGAUCAUUUGAGUCUCAUGCAAAGGCCACAAAGAUGCCUUCACCAAAAGAGGAAGAGAGUGAAGGAGAGGAUGUGGAUGAGGAAGAGCAUGGGAACACUUUGUGUGGUGCCUGCGGGGACAACUAUGCCAAUGAUGAGUUUUGGAUUUGCUGCGACAUGUGUGAAAAAUGGUUCCAUGGAAAGUGUGUUAGGAUCACGCCUGCACGGGCUGAGCAUAUCAAGCAGUACAAAUGUCCUGCAUGCAGUACGAAGAGAGCCCGACCUUGAAUGAACAGGAAGAAUGUGUUUUUUGUUUUAGAUAUAUGGGGCUUCAGAAGGAAGAAUCAUUUUGGAUGCAGCGGUUACUGGGACUGCAUGCUGGAGUCUCUAUGAUAUUAUCUUAGACUAACUUAAUGUUAUGUUGGUGUGACAAUUGCUUGUUGUUUAUAGUUAUUAGUAUUUAGCAAACUGGACCAAGUGAACUGUUUAUAUUUUAUUUUGUAUCUGAACAAAUCUUAACUUUCUUAUGCACUGCUUCCUGUAGAUAAUCUAUUUUGUUGCUUUUGGA
Molecule: messenger RNA, 1348 nt
Organism: Musa acuminata AAA Group (dessert banana)
Lineage: Eukaryota; Viridiplantae; Streptophyta; Magnoliopsida; Zingiberales; Musaceae
Product: PHD finger protein ALFIN-LIKE 8
Exons: 5
Coding region: 307-1068 (253 amino acids)
Biological process (GO): regulation of DNA-templated transcription
Cellular component (GO): nucleus
Molecular function (GO): transcription cis-regulatory region binding; histone binding; transcription coregulator activity
Source: RefSeq, a predicted model, not a curated record